Perkinsus marinus ATCC 50983 is the source of this 168-nucleotide messenger RNA. RefSeq lists its product as hypothetical. Lineage: Eukaryota; Perkinsozoa; Perkinsida; Perkinsidae. The transcript has a single exon. The record is from RefSeq and is a predicted model, not a curated record. The annotation marks the transcript as partial.
AUUGUCGAGAACACUCCCGAGGCUUAUCUCAAUGCUAUGGUUGCCACUUGGAUUGCCGACGAGUUCGUCUACUCUAAUGGUCUACAGACUAGCGAGUUCGGCUUCUUCCAGUUCAUGCGCUCGCUCGAGGAAAAGUCCGAAGGUGAGGUUACCCCUUCUACUAUGUGA